AUGUAUUUCUCAAAGCCAACCACAACCCUAUACAACUCUCUCCUCACCAUCCUCUCAAUAACGCCCAUCCUUGCUGCUCCUGCCUCGACACCAACUCAACUAGAUGCCACAACGCUCCAGCAAAUCGACACCUUCGCCCGCUACUCAUCCGCAGCAUACUGCAGAAACGUAAUAGAUUCCACCGUCAACAGCACAGUAUGCAGCAACCAGCCCCUCAGUUCCUGCGGACUCCUUGCCGACGCCACUACCGUCGCUGAAUUCAACGGCGACCGCACCAUCUCCGGUUAUAUAGCAGUGAGCAAGAGCCAGAAACUCAUUGUCGUGAGCUUCCGUGGCACAGGCCCCGACAGCUUCAGAGAUGUCAUGAAUGAUAUCAAGUUUUGUUUGAAGGAUCCAAGGUCGUUACUUACUGGGUUGAAGAAUACUGUGAAGGCUAUCUGUGGAGUGUUGCCCAAUACACCCGCCGAAGAGAAUGACAAAGUUCUGCCCCUCUGCGAUAACUGUACUGUCCACACGGGCUUCUGGGCCGCCUUUCGUGGCAUAAAGGACGAGACGAUGAGAGUCGUAAAUCAACAGCGCCAACAAAAUCCCGGAUUUGCAGUCGUUACAACAGGUCACUCACUCGGUGGAGCCGUCGCCACAAUUACCGGUGCAUAUAUCCGCAAGAGCGGUAUUAAUACCGAUAUAUACACAUAUGGUUCCCCACGUGUAGGAGACGCAGCCUUCGCAGACUUCGUUUCUACCCAACCCAACGGCAAGACGUUUCGCAUAACCAACGGUGCAGACCCUGUCACCGUGAUUCCUGGGAUAGUUGCAGGAUAUGCACAUACCACGCCGGAAUUUUGGUUUCCUAAUGGGGUUGAGCAGCCGGAUAAUAUGCAGAUCUGCGAGGGCGUGCUCAAUGUCUCUUGCAGCGCCCAAUUUCUAGUCAACCCGUUAAAGUUAGGGGACCAUUCAAGCUCCAAGUAUACAAAGGGCUUUGAUGCUUGUCGUGAGCGGAAAGGAAGGGCUAUCGAUCCUGAGAAGCCGGAUAUUAUUACUGCGGAGGAUAUUGACCAGUGGAAGAGGCAAGGGCUAGUGGAUAAUAGCACCACGCCUAUUACUGAGGGUUGA
Pochonia chlamydosporia 170 is the source of this 1113-nucleotide messenger RNA. RefSeq names its product lipase precursor. Gene Ontology annotation, biological process: lipid metabolic process. NCBI's taxonomy places the organism in Eukaryota, Fungi, Ascomycota, Sordariomycetes, Hypocreales, Clavicipitaceae. The coding region runs from base 1 to 1113 and encodes 370 amino acids. The transcript has 2 exons. The record is from RefSeq and is a predicted model, not a curated record.